Molecule: messenger RNA, 1854 nt
Organism: Tremella mesenterica DSM 1558
Lineage: Eukaryota; Fungi; Basidiomycota; Tremellomycetes; Tremellales; Tremellaceae
Exons: 7
Coding region: 1-1854 (617 amino acids)
Biological process (GO): cell division
Cellular component (GO): anaphase-promoting complex
Molecular function (GO): protein binding
Source: RefSeq, a predicted model, not a curated record
AUGACAGCCUCCGCAUCCACCUUAUCCCCAGUCCAAAGGGUACAGCUAGCUCAUGAUCUACGUCAGACCAUACAUGAGCUUCGUGACCGAGGUCUGCUCGUAGCUGUCAAAUGGGCCUCCGAGCUUCUCUCCUCCCUUCCUAAAGAAUACCGUUUAGCUCCCAACUUACCUUUCUCACCCCCACUCCAGCCUCAUCAACAGGAUCCAGGUUCAUCCCCCAUAACUCUGGUACCACGUCAAUCCAUGGAAUUCCUCCCCUCUCCUGGUCCAGGCGCUUUCGACCGAUCCAUGGAAGCAGGUCCGAGUAGACCCAAAGGGCUCGAUCCAGUUGACAUUUUGGAGGAAGACGAGUUUCAAUUGGCUAAAAGCUACUUUGAUAUCAAAGAGCUUGACAGAGUGGUGUUUGUACUUCGAGAAGCCAAGAGCAAAAGAGCUAUUUUUCUUCGAAUUUACUCGGCAUUUCUCUCGGCUGAUAGGAAAGCUCAAGAAGCUUUGCCUCAUUUCCUGGAUACUAAAGAAGAGCGAUUCGCACUCUAUCCCCCUCUGAAUGCUCUGUUGGAUGAACUAGCGGAAGAUUCGGAUCCCUACUUGACUUAUCUGAGAGGUAUCAUUCAUAUGCGACUGGAUCAGCGUAGUGCGGCUAUCGAAUGUUUUGUACAGAGCGUGAAGGAAAAACCGUACAAUUGGAGUUGUUGGAGUCAAUUGGCACAACUGAUCAAAUCACCCCAGAUGCUUGUCGAAAUCAAAGAACGGCUCCCAUCCUCACCAAUGUUGACUUUCUGCGCUAUCACCGUCAUGCUCGACUUGCACACGGCGACGGAUAUGAUCAUGAACAUGAUUGAUGAACUCCUCGAGAUUUUCCCUCACAGUAUACACCUGCAAUCACAGGCUGCGAUGGUGUAUUAUCACAUGCGAGACUUCGAGACUGCCGAAAAACAGUUCGACGCGGUACACCGGAUAGACCCUUAUCGAAUGGACGAAGUGGACAUAUAUUCCAACAUGUUGUAUGUGAUGGAUAAAAGAGCCAAGUUGGGCAAAUUGGCCCACGAGUACGCGGAGAUAGAUCGAAAUCGUGCGGAAGUUUGUUGUCUAAUAGGAAACUACUACUCUUCCCGCGCAGAUCACACGAAAGCUAUCAUCUAUUUCAAAAGAGCCCUAAUGCUCAAUCGCGAAUAUCUUCCGGCGUGGACAUUGAUGGGACAUGAGUAUGUAGAACUCAAGAACUCGCAUGCGGCUAUCGAGGCGUAUCGUAAGGCAAUAGCAGAUGUCAACGCUAAAGAUUAUCGAGCGUGGUAUGGACUUGGUCAGGCGUAUGAACUGCUCGACAUGCCAAUGUACGCCAUCGAGUACUACAACCAGGCGACAUCGUUACGGCCCAACGAUUGUCGAAUGUGGACAGCGUUAGCUACGGUGUAUGAGGGGUUACAGCGACUUCCGGACGCUAUUCAAGCUCAUAAUCGAGCAUUACUCGGUGCUGACUCUCUUCAAACCCCCACCAUACUUCAAAAACUCGCCUCACUCCAUGUCACCCUCGCCCAAGCUCACGGAGAAUCACACUCUGCCGAGAGUGUUGAAUAUCACAAGAGGCUUUUGAUCCACGGAGAGCAGAGUGGGACUAACAUAUCGGAACUGGUCGAGAGUUACAUGGCCGUUGCGGAAUGGGAAUUACGCGGUUUGCCUUCUACCAGACAAGUGGUCGUGGGAGUGGGGCAUGGACGGACGAACAAGACAGAAGGGGAUUGGGCUUUGGCACAGAGGUAUUUGGAAAAAGUAUCUCAGACACAUACUACCUUGAGGGAGAAAGCUGAGGAGUUGUUAAGAUUGUUGAAGACAAACGAGUUGAGACGUGUUUGA